Messenger RNA from Suillus discolor, 1536 nucleotides. RefSeq names its product major facilitator superfamily domain-containing protein. The transcript is spliced from 14 exons. Gene Ontology annotation, molecular function: transmembrane transporter activity. The coding region runs from base 1 to 1536 and encodes 511 amino acids. The record is from RefSeq and is a predicted model, not a curated record. NCBI's taxonomy places the organism in Eukaryota, Fungi, Basidiomycota, Agaricomycetes, Boletales, Suillaceae. Gene Ontology annotation, biological process: transmembrane transport.
AUGACUCGUCACCAAGGAGACCCAGCUUUUCGCGUACUAGCAGAACAUCAAGUCACAGAAUUUAUCACAGAUGCCCCACUUCAUAACGAGGAAGGGGACAAAGGGACCUCAAAAACUAUAUCCCGUGCACCGACUGUGCUAGAAGAUGGGUUCCUCUAUGUUGAUUUCGAAGACGGAGAUAUGCGGAAUCCAGUCAACUUCUCUCCUACAAGAAAGUGGGCAAUCACGAUAAAUGCUUGUGUCUUUACGAGCACUGUAGCUGCUGCCAUAUCUUCAUAUACUAUGGGUUAUUCGUCCAUGAUCAGAGACCUCAAUUGCACAUUAUUUCAAGCAACUCUGGGAUUUAGCGUGUACACCAUAGGAUUUGCACUCGUGCCCUUGGUCACUUCGUCGUUCAGCGAGGAAUUCGGCCGCUUUCCUUUUUACAUCGUCUCGUCUUUCAUGAUUGUACUGACUGAAGUGAUGAUAGCUUUGGCACCGAAUAUACAAACCGUCAUUGUAGCUCGUACUCUUGGAGGGUGCUUUGGCUCGACGGGCGCGACACUCGUGGCUGGGAGUAUCGCAGACAUAUGGCUGCCUCAUCAACGAGGACUCCCGAUGUCCCUCUUUGCCUUGGCGGCUCUUGCAUCUUCUGGAUUAGGCCCGAUGGUUGCGGGCUGGAUCGAAGCUAAUCCAUCCCUGCAAUGGCGGUGGAUACAAUGGAUCCAUGCUAUCGUUAGCGGGGUGUGUUCGAUCUCCAUGCUUUUUAUUCUGAAAGAGACUCGCUCGACCAUCAUUCUGGCUCGUAUAGCCCAUCAAGUUCGAAAGAACACCGGAGAUGGUCGAUAUCGUGCAAGAUCAGAAGUAGACAAGCCUUGCCUUAUGUCUAUGGUUGCGACUUCAUGUACUCGCUCAUUAAGUCAUUUUGUAUGGGGAGUCCUCUUCUUUUUACUCGAUUCAGUAUCGAGCGAAUUCAAAAACAUCUACGGAUUUGGUGUCGGAGAGACUGGGAGCGUUUUCGUCACCAUAGCCAUCGGAAGUUUUCUAGGUUAUUUGACUAAUAUCUACGGGGAAAGACUAUACAAAAAAUAUGUCCACCGCAAAGGCCCAGAAGCUCGUCUUUACAUAGCUUGCGUAGCAUCCAUAAUCUUUCCUAUCGGAAUGCUCAUCCUUGCGUGGACCGCCCGAGCGGAUAUCCCAUGGAUAGUUCCCAUGAUUGGCCUUACGCUUUUCAUGACCUCCGCUUUUGUCCUGUAUCAAGUCGUAUUCAUCUACUUGGCAGAUUGCUAUGGGCCCUAUGCAUCUUCAGCGCUGGCAGGUCAGAGCAUGUGUCGAAAUAUACUUGCUACUGUCUUCCCGCUCUAUACGAGCCGAAUGAAUGACGUCCUAACGUACAAAUGGGCAGGUACAGUCUUUGCGCUAAUAGCGGCCAUCAUGAUUCCUAUACCAUAUAUUUUUUUCUUUUAUGGGUCGAGAAUGCGAAAGUGCAGCCCUGUCUCCCGGAAGAUCCUGGAGAUCGAAGCCGAACAACAGAACUCCGACUCGGAAAAGUCGUAA